Messenger RNA from Colletotrichum lupini, 3504 nucleotides. RefSeq names its product lysyl oxidase-like protein 2/3/4. NCBI's taxonomy places the organism in Eukaryota, Fungi, Ascomycota, Sordariomycetes, Glomerellales, Glomerellaceae. The record is from RefSeq and is a predicted model, not a curated record. Gene Ontology annotation, biological process: positive regulation of transcription by RNA polymerase II. Gene Ontology annotation, cellular component: nucleus. The transcript is spliced from 10 exons. The coding region runs from base 1 to 3504 and encodes 1167 amino acids. Gene Ontology annotation, molecular function: zinc ion binding; oxidoreductase activity; DNA-binding transcription factor activity, RNA polymerase II-specific.
AUGAACCAGCCCGUUCGGAAUAAGAAGGAAAAGUCUCGAAGUGGUUGCCUCGUGUGUAAGCGACGGCGCGUCAAGUGCGACGAGCAAGAGCCGAGCUGCCAGAGAUGUAUCAAGAUUGGGACCGAAUGCCCCGGGUACAAGAGACCCGUGAAAUGGUCUACCAAAUAUGAGAAGACGGCGGUCCCUGACCGCAGCCCGACCAAUGUUUACAGAGGAAAGACUUCCAGACCGGCUGAACGUGACCAGAGACUCCCAGUGUUGCCGGAGAAUCCGACAUUGCUGGCACCUACACAUCUUGAAGAUGUACCCCGUCCAAUUGAGACCAGGGAAUUCGAUACUGUCUUGGUGUCAGGCACGUUGAAGAGCAUAGGUACCAUCAGGCCGUUUCAGGACUGUUCGGGAGAGGUAUCGGCACUCUUGCACUAUUACUUUUCUACAGUCUGCCAUGUUCUUUCCUCGUUCGAUUCCUUGCACAAUCCAUUCCGCUCGGAAGUGCCUAGGCUAUUCAGUCAGUCUCCGCUGCUGCUCUACUGCGUGUUGAGCAUGUCCGCCGCACACCUGUACCAAAACGAAGAGUCAAAGAUUGCUGUUCCAUUGGAACUCCAGACCAAGGCCAUCUCAUACUUAGCUGGACAGCUACCCACGCCACCCCCUAUCGACGGGCUUGAAGUGUCCAUCCGCCAUGAAUCAACAGUAGGGAGAUUUGUUGGAUCUAAUGUUCAAGAUGAUGUACUGCUGGGGACUGUCUUACUAGGAAUGACAUCGGCUUGGCACGACGUAUCUUCCACGGGGUUAGUGCAUCUCCACGGAUCGAGGGAACUCUUCAAGGCUUGGAUGUCAUCCAGCCAUCUCAACACCACCAACGACAGAAGAGUAAUGGGCGCGACGCAAGUCUUUAUGAUCUCAUCCAUGGUGUACUGGGAAGCCAUGAGCUCCUUCAUCGUGGACCAAGACACAGAUGCCCUAUCCUAUCUAGACGUCUUCUGCCACCUCCCAUGUUCUCUCAAAAGGUACCCAUGUCCCUGGACAGGUGUCGGAACAGCCACGUUCAUCUACCUCACUAAAACGGCGGCGCUGGUGAGGAGACUGAGAGCUCUGCGGCGUAGCUCGUCGGGCAUGUUCCAAAGAAGUGACGGCAUUACCCAGGAUACAUCCUACUACUCGGAUCUCUUACGACAAGCCACGGCCUUGAUAAAGAGCAUUUCGGCACUUGAAGCGCCGACUGUGAGCUCAUUCACGGAUAUCGGAGAUGUUUUUACGCCUCUGGGUCACCUCAUCGCCAUGGAGCAAUGUUACCGGCUGGCGGCUCUACUCGAGUUGACUAGGGCAUUUCCCGAAGUAGUGGGCACACACGUCGUUCAGAACCACGACGCUGGGCUGAAUGAUGAUGAGCAGGAGAAGGACCGGCCGGUAGAAAGAGUUUGUAAUCUUGCUUUGAGAAUACUCUGGAUCAUGGAAGGGAUACCCGUCACAUCUGGCACCGUCUCGACGCAGCUUUUACCGCUCAUCAUCGCCGGGAGCGUUCUCGGUCUAGUUUCGAGAGAGAAUAUUGCCGGCGAAGGUAUCGAGUCUCUAGGCAGUUCGAAAGAGGUCGCAAGGUGGAGAGAUUUUGUAAAAAUACGCACCCGUUGGCUUUACCAGUUGAUUCGACUGAAGCCCGUGAGGCAUGGGUUGCUCAUCUUGGAGGAAGUUUGGGCGCGCUUGGAUAACUUAGACGCUGCAGGUUGCUCUGGUGAUCUCAUACAAAAGAGUCAAAGUCAUCAUUGGAUCGAUGUACUUCAGCCCAGACUUACACAUGAGAACCCGCAGACUUUACCAGGCAUUGGUAUCAGCAGAGACGGAGAAAUAUGUGUCCCCACCCGCCACGAUGUAGUCGACAACGGCGAUAGCAGAGACAGGAGUUAUCAUCCGCUCUACAACCCGUUGUUCUCCUUUCACACCAUGCCUUCAACUCGAGACGGCUACCUCUGGACUCCAUGCGGGGAGACGAUCGGUCUAAGUACAAAGGCAGUGAUCAAAUCUACCCUGGAAUCUUCCAUCACAGAAACAUACGACGUGAUUGUAAUCGGAAGCGGCUUCGCCGGUCUCAUUGCCGCGCGCAACCUUAGCCGUGACUCUGGCACUCGAGUUCUUCUCUUGGAAGGCCGAGAUCGCAUUGGAGGAAGGACAUGGACAGCCAAUGCGCUAGGAGAGGACUUUGAGAUGGGCGGGACAUGGAGGACAAACAGGCACCAACCCCACGUCUUUACAGAAAUCCACCGAUACGGCCUACAAUCCAACCUGAAGACGUCUUCAGGCACAGCUGCCGUGGAACACACAUUCUACACACCACAAGAUUCGAGGCCUGCGCUGGUCGAUACACUUGCCACCAACAUAGCCGUCCAAAAUGUCGCGGAUGCGUUCUUCUCCAUCGACGGUCUGUCCAGCCGCGAGUUGAUGCCUUAUCCCCACGACCCAUUCCGCCGUCCUGCGCUCUGGACAAAGUACGAUCAUCUCUCCGCCAAAGACCGCCUGGAUCAACUCGACGUCAGCCAACGCGACAAGGACCUCUUCGACGCCAUGAUCAGUUCUUUUGGCGCGGUCCCCGGCAGCGAGUGCGGUUUCACUGAAGUCCUGCGGUGGUAUGCUCUGGGAGGCCACUCUAUGGCCGGAACGUUUGAGCUUGCUGGGAUGUACAAGCUCGGUGGAGGCGGGAUGACUUCGCUGGCCCGAGCGAUUCUGGAUGACUACCGCGGACAUGUGGUGUUAAACGCCGUGGUUGAGAAGGUAGAGCAGCAGGGAUCGACUGUUGUGGUGUCUACGAAGAAUGGACGUCGGUUCGAGGCCAAGUAUUGUAUCUCAACUACUCCCCUGAACUGUCUGUCAGACGUGUCCUUCUCCCCCCCGCUCUCACCACUCAGAAUGGAAGCCGUCGGGGCAGGUCACAUCAAUAAGGGAAGUAAAGUUCAUUUCCGGCUUGCGAAGCCUGAACCGGGAUGGUUCUCCAUGGCGAAUGGAUAUGGGACUUCACCUUGGUGUUUUGCAUUCUCAGACCACAACGGCACCACUUACCAAGCAGACUCUGGCAACUUUUGCAUCGGGUUUGGCUAUGGCGCGCGUCAUAUCGACACGAAGGCGUCUGCUGAGAUGAUCACGACUUUUCGAAAUAACAUCAGACCUAAAGCUGAGGUAACAGCUUACCUCACCCACGAUUGGGCCAACGACGGCCUUGCCAAAGGGACAUGGAGUUGCUGGGGACCUAAUUCAAUGAGUAAGUGGCUUAGGGAGCUCCAAAGACCAGAAGGAAGGGUUCACUUCGCGAGCGCCGAUUGGGCCGAUGGAUGGCGAGGGUUCAUUGACGGGGCAAUUGAGAGAGGGACUACCGUAGGACGGGAAAUUGAGGUGUUGCUUGCGGGAGAUAAUGCCAUUGCUAAGCUCAAUGGAGCACCCACAGACAGCUUCAAAUACCAGUGUGCGGGCUUCUGCAGGUUUAAAAGUCACAUCCCCAAGGACCAAGAGCCUUGA